AUGCUGUCGGUUUGGGCAGGCAUCAUCCUUUUAUUCGGAUAUGUCGUUGGUCAAAGGCUAUUCUCACCUUUGUCGAAGGUGCCAGGCCCGUGGUUUACAAGGUUUACGAGUCUUUGGAUCAAGUACCAAGAGUUCACGGUGAAUCGACGGGAGGCCAUUCAUGAACUUCACAAGGAAUACGGGCCGGUCGUCCGCCUUGGUCCAAAUGAAGUAUCAUUUACAAGUCUCGAAGCCAUCAAGGAGAUUUAUGCUUCUGGAGGCAGUGGCUAUGACAAGACGGAAUUCUAUUCCCUUUUCAAGCAGUUCAAGACAAAGACUAUGUUUUCUACACUACCCAAGGACGAGCACAGCAAGAGAAAGCGCAUCUUCGCAGAGAGGUAUGCUAUGACCAAUGUCAUGAAAGCAAAGCCUCUGGCUGCUAUCCAUGAGCGUGCAAUGGCCUUUGUGAACCAGUGUGCCGAAGCCGGCAAGAAAAGCGUCGAUGUAUAUGUGCUCCUGCACUGUUACGCUGUCGACUGCGUCACACACUUCAUGUUCAGUCCGGGCGGACUGAAAUCGCUCACCAUUCAGAAGGACUUUGAGAUCAUGCGAGAGCUAACCUAUCAUCAAAGUCUACAGAAAAACCUUCUGGAGUACUAUCUCCCUGCACUGGCCCCAUACUUCCCCAAGAUUCUUCAUCCGCGAGCAUCCCCCAAAACCAACCAAUACGUACAAGACAUGGUCGCACAGUCCGAAGUCGAAAGCCACACACUCGUGGAAAAGCUGAAGCGCAAGGAUUCUAACCUGGAGCUCAUCCAAGCCGCCGCAGAAUGCAAAGACCACAUGGCAGCAGGAAUCGACACAACCGGCGACGGCCUUUGCUUCCUUAUGUGGGAGCUUUCGCAAUCUCACAACCUUGAAUUUCAAACCAAACUUUACCGUGAAUUGGCUGCUGCGCCGGCAGAUGCAUCCUUGGAUAGCUUGGUUUACCUCGACGCGGUCAUCAAGGAAGCACUGCGUUGCUCGCCGCCUAUCCCGAUGUCGCUGCCUCGCUAUGUUCCACACGGUGGACGAAUGAUUGACAAUUACUUUAUCUCCGCGCAUACGAUUGUCAGCUGCCAGCCUUAUACUGUGCACCGUUAUCACGAGGAGGUAUUCCCCGACCCGGAUCGGUUCUAUCCUGAGAGGUGGCUUGAGGAGAAGGGCGCUGCGGAAAGGAACAGAUAUUUCUUUUCCUUUGCUGUUGGAGGUAGGGGAUGUACGGGCAAGAAUCUCGCCUUGGUGGAGAUGAAGACCCUGCUACGAGAAGUGUACUCGCGCUUCCAGACUACUGUUGCUCCGGACAUGACGGGGUCUAUGGAGAUAGACGACCAGAUUAUUUCGUCGAGGCCAAAGGACCAGACUUGCAAGUUGGUAUUUACUCCUGUUUAG
This is a messenger RNA of Penicillium cinerascens, 1410 nucleotides long. Its product is annotated as cytochrome P450. The record is from RefSeq and is a predicted model, not a curated record. Bases 1 to 1410 code for a protein of 469 amino acids. NCBI's taxonomy places the organism in Eukaryota, Fungi, Ascomycota, Eurotiomycetes, Eurotiales, Aspergillaceae. Gene Ontology annotation, molecular function: iron ion binding; monooxygenase activity; heme binding. The transcript has 6 exons.